AUGGCGAAUAGAUGGUCGGCAGGCUUGCUUCAGUUUUUACUUACUAAAAUGAAAUUAAACCAGCCUAUCAGUCGCACAUCCUCUGUCAUCCCAAACAUCCAAGCAGCCAAUGAGCAAAGCCGCUCCACACCAUGUUCUUUGCACGGGGGUUUCGAUUUCAAGGAGGGCACCACCAACACAGCCACACUACGAAGCACUUGCAGAGAUGAUUGGCUGCCACAGAGGGUGGAGAGCAACUGUUUGGAGGGUGAGGGCUUGAACUUUUAUUUCAGCCAAUCAGCGUGCAGCCUAUUUACCAGACCUCAAAUUAGAACCCUCGUGAAAUGUUACGCAAGUUGGACUGAGGGUGGGAGCAAGUUUUUCCUCAUCACUGACCAACCCCAUCGUCGUCAUUAUCAAGAUCCGCCUCAUUAUGUUUUGAGGUUACCUAGCAACUACGAUGACUUGAAAACAUUUAAAGCUGAAUUGUUCAUUAACGGAUUUGCUCCUUACAAAAAGCUUCUUCUUCUUCCUCCUCCUCCUCAUCAUCAUCAACAUCUUCAUAAUCAAAGUCAUUCUCUAAAAAAUGAGGCAUUCAACCAGCCGACCAGCACAAGCAGCAGCAGCAACAACAACAACAACAACAGCAACAACAACAACGUUGAACUCAGCGCGCCAUCGAAGGACAUGGAGCUGGCCAGCUCCGCAGAUGGUUCUUAUAAAGGUGAGGAUGGCAAUGAAAGCUAUCACAACGUCAAUCGUUACAACAACGACGAUGACGACGAUGCUGCUGCUGCUGAUGAUGACGUCAUUUCGUUAGCUGGUCCUUACUUCCUGUUGCACGCUACUCGCAGUGAUUCCUCCGUCUGCUAUGACGUCAGCCUGGAUGCAUGUCCAACUUUCCUACUGGAUGGAAACUGUUCGAAGGAUGUGAACAUUGCAAAGAAGCACUGUCCGAAGUCUUGCACGUCUUGUGGUAUGGGAAGUGAAUGGGACUUAUCAUUUGAUUCCUACAAGAUGUCGAACGGGAAGCAGAUGAUGGGAGAUGAAGAUGGCGAAGAAGAUGAUCUUAGUGAUGAUGACGAAGAAGAGGAUGAUGACGACAACAUGCUGACGUACGCACUGCGCCAACCAAUCCAUUUGAUUCCUGUUGAUGACGUAACGAGAGGCGCAUGCAAUUUGAACAUGAGGGCUGAGAUGGAAGUGACGUCAUCAGCGGGCUACGUGUGUGUGGGUCAGGUCAGUGACCUCGAUGUGAUGACCUGCCGUCAGAGUUCAAGAAUGACCUUGCAUAUUGAUGAAGGUUGCGGAGGGCAGGAACGAGUUGAAGAACACCAUUGUUUGCAUUCUUUCGAAACAUCCUCGAAUCAGCAAUUGCUUGUCACAGCACGCACCAUGAACAACAACAACAACAACAUCAACAACAUCAACAACAACAUCAACAACAACAACAUCAACAACAACAACAAUGGCGUUGAUGAUGAAGCAAAUGUUAACGUGAAUGUUGUUGAUGUAUUGAAGGGUCGCAAGAGUUGCUGGGUUAAUCUGAUUGGUUACAAGAGGUUUGAAGAUGAAGGGCUGAACAUUCACAUCAUCAAAAACAACAACAUCAACAAUAACAACAUCAGCAACAACAUCAUCAGUGUUGAUAUGCAACUUGUUAACUGUAGAACCCUGAGGGCCGUUCACACAACGAAACAUAGAAAUGACGUCAUCCAUAUGAAACUCUUCAAUGGCUAG
Helobdella robusta is the source of this 1719-nucleotide messenger RNA. RefSeq lists its product as hypothetical. The transcript has 10 exons. Lineage: Eukaryota; Metazoa; Annelida; Clitellata; Rhynchobdellida; Glossiphoniidae. The coding region runs from base 1 to 1719 and encodes 572 amino acids. The record is from RefSeq and is a predicted model, not a curated record.